Neocloeon triangulifer is the source of this 2622-nucleotide messenger RNA. Its product is annotated as leucine-rich PPR motif-containing protein, mitochondrial-like. Lineage: Eukaryota; Metazoa; Arthropoda; Insecta; Ephemeroptera; Baetidae. The transcript has 12 exons. The record is from RefSeq and is a predicted model, not a curated record. Bases 204 to 2552 code for a protein of 782 amino acids. Gene Ontology annotation, molecular function: protein binding.
ACGUGAUCACCACUACGCCCACUUCACCCUAAUGAAGACAACAACAGUAAAAGUGAUGAAAACCUGCGAGGGUUUUUUGGAUUUUUGAGAUGAAACUGGACCUGGAAUAAGUGUCACGAAGGACAAGGGCAAAAGGACGGAAAGUCCUGAAUCUUUCAGGCAAAUUCUGAAUUUUUUUAUGUGAUAUUAAAAAUUAAAACGCGAUGUUGAACUUUAUGAAAAUGGUGUUGAGGCCGGGUUGCAGGGCAGCAUCACGGUCGCUCACGAGAACUGCAUUUUACCACCAAAGUUGGUCAAAAUCGCCACAAAUUAUCAUAUCUCCAGCCAGGAGAUUCUUGCGGACUGAAGUUGUGGAGAACUUUGCCGAGGAGGAGCAGCGAAUCUCAAAGUUUGAGGUUUUCCGCGCCCGAGCCCUUCACAAGGGCAGGGUGGGCGAAAGGGAGGUGGAGGCCCUGCUCGCAGAGGCCGACGCCCAACUGGCCUUUCUGCUCAACUGCUGCGCGGACAGUUUGCCGCACCUGCCAGGGCCAACGAGGCUCCACCUGGCCUCGCAAAUCUGGACCCGCUUUGCUGAAAAAGAAGGGUACAAAGUUACGAAACUGGACGUCUUGGCGCUGCUGAACGUCUUCAGUUCGGCAGGACAGAGCGUCGACCUGUCGGAGUUGCUUCCUCCGACCGAGGCGUCCAGGUUCCUGCGGGACAGGGACGUCCUGCUGCAGCUGCUCGAUUGCCACUCGGAAGGUGCGAAUCCGACCAAGUGCGAAGAGACCAUCGAUCUGCUCAAGUCCCUCGGAAAAACCUCCGGAGAUGCAGAAUUCGCCGCCCUCAUUUUGGCCCACGGAAAAUCACACAACUUUGAAAGAGUCGAGUCUGUCCUGAAGGCGAUGGAGGAGUUGGAGGUGCCGCCGGGCCCUUUGUCCCUCUUCGCCCUGCUCAGAGCGCAAAUCCUGAAUUCACAACCGGUCGAGCGAACCCUGAAAAGCAUGCAGGGCCAAAGUCUCCCUUCCUCGGAGGAGCACAUGGCCAAGGUCAUCCUCAGCCUGGCCGAGGCCAACAACACCAAGCUCGUCGGACCGAUUCUUCGCGUGUUUCCGGUGAACGGACUGAGCCACUGCAUCAGAAACAUGGUGAUCCGGUUGAUCCACCAAGACCGACACUUCUUCGCCUGCAACAUUUACCACCUGCUGCUGACCAACUGCAACCCUGAAGUCCUCAACAGCAUCCUCGCCUUCUUCCCCACCGAACUAGUCAAAUCAAACAAGUCCGCCGUGGACAUCCUGGAGAUCUGCAUUUCUCUGCAGUCCAACUUUCCGAACCACAACUCGUUCCUGCUGUACGCGUUGGAGGAGAGUCUGAAGGACAAGAGCAAGGGCGGCCUGUCCGGGGAGUUGCUGAGCCACGCCUCCCCCCUGCGCAACCACUUCUUCUGGCCGCUCAUCGUCCACUGCGGCUCCCCCGAGGAGAUGGUGCGCGUCCUCAACCACAUGCAGAGCCUCGGCUUGCGACCCGACUUCGACACCCUCGCCUUCUACGUCUUCCCCGGCAUGCUCAGGUGGGACGCGCCCAUGGCCGUGCUCAAGCUGCUGCAGGCCGAGUGCGGCUUGUCCGUGGCCACGCAGCUCGGCCCCAUGCUCAACGCCCUCCUCAUCGACAAACACCUCCAGGAGGCCCUCGACUUGUGCAAAAUGAUUAACCAGCGCACCUUGGACCUGCGGAAACUGACCAAGUCUCUGUCGAGCGCCGUGCUCAAGAAGAAGAGCUUCGGGGUGGCGGCGCACCUGGUCGCCCUGCUUGCCGAGUCCAGGCACAAGUUUGCCGAGGUCGACUUUGUGGGUCUCUUCCUGAUCGAGUACUGCAGCAGGUGCUCCCCUGCCGACCUCAAGGAACUCCUCAGUCACAUGGCCAAGUUCAAAGUGCGCAUGUCGAUGGCCAGCUACGAAGGCCUGUUGACCAAAGCGGCCGUCAAGCAGAUCGGCAUCCAGUACCUUGACCUGCUGACCAACAGCACCUACAGCGGCCUCAACACCUUCCAGCCCAUCGCCCAUCCGAGAGACAUGGACGUGGAGGAGUUGGAAGCUCACUUGGUCGAGCUCAAGAGCAAGUCGAUGAACACGAGGGGCGUCCUGAGGAGACUUUUGCAGGCGCACUGCAGACUUAAGAACGUCGACCGAGCCCUGCAGAUCAAAAAGGAAAUGGAUUCGCUGAGGUUUGAACUGAGUCCGGGAAUUCUGUCUUCGCUGCUCAGUUUGUACACGGAAAUGGAAGACGUGGCGAGUGCGACGGAAAUUCUGCACCAGAUCCAGGAAUAUCCGAGAUUCGCCCUCGACUGGUUCAAAAUCGUGGAUUUUUGCAGGUUGAAGGUCAGGACGGGAGCUGAUUUUGAUGAGGUGAGCGAGUUGCUGGAGCAGCACAUUUUCCAAGUCAGAAGGAGCAAACGCUUCAGCAUCGACGCGCACAACUGCAUCAAAUUAUUAGACGAAGUGAAGAAAAGUUACGGUGACCAAAAGAGAGACUUGCUUUUGAACAAGUUCAGUGAAAACGAAAUCAUUUAGUCGAAUAGUUUUAAUAAAAUCCAAUCAAACCCAAACUUUAUCAAUUCCAUUUGCUUUUUUUUUUUUUUUU